Molecule: messenger RNA, 1872 nt
Organism: Talaromyces proteolyticus
Lineage: Eukaryota; Fungi; Ascomycota; Eurotiomycetes; Eurotiales; Trichocomaceae
Product: cyclin-like protein
Exons: 1
Biological process (GO): positive regulation of DNA-templated transcription, elongation; regulation of transcription by RNA polymerase II
Cellular component (GO): nucleus; cyclin/CDK positive transcription elongation factor complex
Molecular function (GO): cyclin-dependent protein serine/threonine kinase activator activity
Source: RefSeq, a predicted model, not a curated record
ACGUCGUCUCAGCACCGGCCGAGACGACCGGUCCCCGCGCCGUCGAACCACGUCCUCCUAGAAUCGCAGAAACAGUGGUACUUUACAGACGAGGAACUCACGAGAACGCCGUCACUUCUCGAUGGCAUGAGCGCGGACACAGAGCAUAUACAGCGGAGCAAAGGAGUGAAUUUCAUUGUCCAGGUGGGUAUGAUUUUGAAACUGCCUCAGCUUACCCUCAACACUGCGGCCGUCUUCAUGCACCGCUUUUUCGUUCGAUACAGCAUGGUCGAUCUCCCCCGUCGCCCGGGCCUUCACCCUUACUCCGUCGCGGCAGGGUGUUUGUUUCUCGCGAGUAAAGUGGAUGAGAAUUGUCGGAAAAUACGAGAGCUUGUCAUUGCCUGCUGUCGUGUCGCACAGAAGAAUCCCAACCUGGAGGUCGACGAACAGAACAAGGAAUUCUGGAAAUGGAAAGACACGCUACUUGCCUACGAGGAUUUGUGCCUCGAGGCGCUGUGUUUCGAUUUGCAGUUGGAACAGCCGCAUAAGAUUUGCUACGAGUUUCUGUGCUAUUUUGGAAAGAACGAUCACAAGCCCUUGCGAAACGCGGCUUGGGCCUUUCUCAAUGAUUCUAACUUCACCGUCCUUUGCCUCCAGUUUUACCCGCGAACGAUUGCUGCUGCUGCUCUCUGGGCAGGCGCUAGAUUGUGCGACGUGGCAUUUGAAGAUGACGAACAAGGUAGUCCAUGGUGGGAGCAAAUCGAUGUCAACUUGACAGAAGUUCGACGAGCUGUGAGCCGUAUGGUCCAAUUAUACGAGAAAAAUACCGUCCACCGCCAGUCCCAUCAGUACCCUACCAAUUCUACAGACAGCGACGGCAAUUCGGAAACCACACGGAUUGUCAACCCUCAUCCAAGCAGCAUCCCGGAGUCGAUACCUGACGAGGGAGAAAUAAAUGGGCGCAAGCGGUCUAGAGAAGCUGAAGAUAAUAUCAGCCCACCCCAUUCAGCGACAAAAAACCACUCAUCCUUUGGAAACAAUAGUCGAGAACCCUCGCCAAAACGACAACGCUUAACCCCGGACCCUUCCAGAACACCAGCAGAGAGUUCUCAAAAGACAUUAUCCUCAUCAUCGUCACUUACUCAAAACGGUCUCCAUCAGCUCCCCCGAUCGAACUCCCGUAUUCCUUCUGCUGCUUUUGACCAAAACCGCCGACAACAACAUCCUCUUCCCCCACCGCCACCACCCGCACCCGCCGAUACUCGCGAUAAGAGCAACGGGACCAGUAAUAAUCAUAAUAACAGCCACGGUGGACAAUUCACCGACUCAGCCGAUGUCGUCCAGCAACGUAUCGACGAGAUUGUGCAACAGGGGUUAAGAGGGAGUAGUCGGAACAAUAACCAUAAUUAUCAUCACGCGGAGCACGAUCGAGAUCGAGAUCGAUACCGUGAUCACAAUAAGUAUAGGGAUCGAGACCGAGAAUGGGAUCCUUCCUCCUCUCGACGUGAUCGUGAUGGCGGUGGUGGUGGUGGUCGGCACAGAGCAGACAGCUACGAACAUGGUAACUACAGAGAUCAUGAUCGAGAUCGAGGCCGGGACUACUACCGUGAUAAUGACAGACGCCCAUCAACAGCCGCAACGAACACAUCGUCAACAAGCUCCGACAAUCGCAUGCGGUUAAGUGCCGAACCUGCUGCUGCUGCCUUCUUACCAACCCGCCCUUCCCCUUCUCAUUCCCGUUCAUUCAGCCGGAUAAACCCGAGUCACAGGAAGAGGGAGGGAGACGACGAAGAGGGGAAUGAAGAAGGAGAAAUCAACUCCGAUCGAGAGGAAGGCGAGGUGACCAGCACCAAUCCACCGUCAGCACAUAAGAACGACGAGGAUGAAGGCGGU